Molecule: messenger RNA, 2938 nt
Organism: Caenorhabditis sp. 36 PRJEB53466
Lineage: Eukaryota; Metazoa; Nematoda; Chromadorea; Rhabditida; Rhabditidae
Source: the annotation of a GenBank genome assembly
AUGCAAAUGAGUACCAACCUCAACAAAUCAAUUCACGAUGGAGACAAUCCGGACAUCACGGAAGAGCGCAAAACGGCGACUUUCGACACGGACGCCAUGGCGGCGGUGAUUUAUGGAAGCGAAAAGGUACGAAGGUUCAGAAGAAGUGAUCUUCUCGGCAAACUUUAAGCAAAUUUCUAAUCGAAAAUAUAGAUUAUUGAACUGCAACAAUUCUGUCAGCAACAUUGCCGAGUUCUUUCAUAGCCACGGUCUCCCAGGGCGCUCGUAAAUUGCGGAGUGUCGUUGUAACUUUUUUGAAAAUUUGCAGGUCUAAAAAUGCAUUUCAAUUCGAGUUUACGACCUUUAUUUCUUUCUUUUUGACUUGAAAAACGUCUAGAAAACAAUACUUUACUGAUUGGAAACCGUUCUUUACAGAAUUUAAAGUUUUUCAUGUUUUUCGCAUUUCGUCAAAACUUCAAACCUUUAUAUUUCAGCUCAUUUUGCAUUUCAUGAGCGCAACAAACGAUAAAAAUGUUCGCUGAAUCUUUCUUCACAAAAUUCAGGUUCCGGCGGUUAGUUUUCUUGAGCAGUUUUCGAAAACUAUUCGAAAAACAUCAAAAUCCAGGCCAAAACCUUCAAAUCGAAAUAACUCGGCUAAUUCUCAACGAUACGUUAGAUUUCUGUUACCAAAACGCAGCUAGUGCUCUAAUUAUUCGACGCCAGGUUCCAGGAGUACAAAAAAUAGGUGUAUUGUACAGAAAACAUGGAAAGAACGCGAACUCCCGUUGAAAAUUAAUUAAACGGCCGCCGCCGCGUAAAUCGACACAGCCCGCCUGUUGCAAGUGCGCCCCAUUGAAUCAUCAUUCGCGCCGUGGGAGACCGUGCAUACCAAUUUUCAGCUGGCCGUUCGCCGUCGUGAAAUCUCGGCGGCGACUGCUCGAAUCGCCGAACUCGCCGACAUCAAACCGCUUCCAUUUCUGACGCGUCCCGAGAAAAUCACCGAAGGAGCUCGGAAGCUUGCGGCUCUCGACAGACACCUUUCGCGUCUCAUUGAUCCUUCGAAUGAGGGCGAGGUUUUGCACGUCUUCAAGUGAGUCUCCAACACGCUACACAUCUAGGACCAUAUUCAUCAUUUGUUUUCAGCGAGGUCAUCGGAAUGGAGGGUCAUCCGUUGGCUCUUCAGGACUCGAUGUUCAUUCCCUCGCUAGUCGCGCAGGCUUCCGACGAGCAACAGUGUCUGUGGCUGGCGCGAGCUCGACGCAGAGAAAUUGUGGGAUGCUACGCACAAACCGAACUGGGACACGGCACAAACUUGCGGAAACUCGAGACGACUGCCACGUAUGACACGGCGACGCAAGAGUUUGUGCUCCACACUCCGCAGAUCACGGCCCUCAAGUGGUGGCCGGGAAGCCUGGGCAAAAGUAGUAAUCAUGCGAUCGUCGUCGCGCAAAUGAUCAUCAAGGAGAAGAACUACGGACCACAUCCGUUUUUUGUGCAAUUGAGAGAGGAGGCGACGCAUUUGCCGUUGAAAGGCAUCACGAUCGGCGACAUCGGACCAAAGAUGGCAUUCAACGCCGCCGACAACGGCUUCUUGGGUUUCGACCGCUUCCGCAUUCCGCGCACGAAUCUUCUGAUGCGGCACUCGCGCGUCGAGCCCGAUGGCACUUAUGUGAAGCCGCCGCACGCGAAGAUCAACUACUCGGCGAUGGUGCGAGUGAGAAGCCACAUGGCAACCGGACAAGGCACUUUUCUGGCGUUGGCGCUGACCAUUGCGACCCGGUACUCGGCGGUUAGACGACAAGGAUUUCUGGACGACAAGGAUCGAGAGGUGAAAGUGCUCGACUAUCAAACGCAACAACAUCGGCUGUUUCCGUCGAUCGCAAAAGCCUACGCCUUCUAUUUCACUGGUUUCGAGACGAUUCGACUCUACAACCAACUUCUGAAGGACGUCGAUAAGGGAAACGUUUCGCAAAUGGCCGAUCUGCACGCCCUAACGUCGGGCCUCAAAUCGGUGGUGACGUGGCAGACGGGCGAGGGCAUCGAACAGGCGAGAAUGGCGUGCGGAGGGCACGGCUACUCGCAGGCCAGCUACCUCUCCGAAAUUUACGGCGUCGCCAUCGGCGGAUGCACCUACGAGGGCGAGAAUAUGGUGAUGCUCCUCCAGCUCGCCAGAUAUCUCGUCAAAUCGGUCGAGACGAUCAAGGCGGGAAACGCAAAGAGUCUAGGACCGCUGGUGGCUUAUUUGGCGGACAAGGAGAAUCAGAAAGUGCAGCUGGAAAGAUCAGAGAGAUCUUUGGAUGGUUAUGUGAAAAUAUUCGAGUAUGUAUCGAGACGCCAGACUUGGAAAGCUGCGGAAAAGUUUCUUGGAUUCAUGGCCCAAGGUGCGACGAGAGAAGUCGCAUGGAACCAGGCGUCUGUAGAGUUGACAAGAGUAAGUAACCUGAAACGCUUACGCCCACACAGAACAAUUCGUCUCUUUCAGGCCUCGCGACUCCACACGCGUCUGUUCAUCGUCGAGGCGUUCAUGCGUCGAGUGCAUGAAGUGGCGGAGCCGCGACUGAAGGAAGUGCUCACCGAUCUGCUCCGUUUGCACGUCAACUACGAACUUCUCGAUGUGGCCACCUACGCGCUCGAGGACGGAUUUUUGUCGGCGUCGCAGUUGGAUUACGUGCGCGAGCAGUUGUACUUCUACCUCGCCAAGAUCCGUCCGAACGCCGUUUCGCUGGUCGACGCGUUCCAGUUUAGUGACAUGCAGUUGAGAUCGGUAAGUCUGGCGCCUGGUACGCAAACACCAAGCUGCAGUAAGCCCUACCGUACUCCUUUGCAGGUGCUCGGUCGUCGUGACGGUCACGUCUACAAGAACCUCUUCGAAUGGGCGAAAUCGAGUCCGCUCAACGAGACGGACGUUCUUCCGUCCGUCGAAAAGUACCUGAAGCCAAUGAUGCACAGUAAACUUUGA